AUGACCAUAUAUGGUGUUGCAAAGGUUAACAAUCUCACACAGAUACAACGCAUCUUCCUAACUUUUACCCAAGUUGAAGGAUUGUUCGUGGUUUGGUAGAGCACCAUGGCAAUAAGUAAAUCCAAUUAAUUCUACAAUAUUCACUGCUCAUAGAGUCAAAUGUCACCAUCUACAAAUAAAAAUGGAAACUGCAAACCACCCAAAAAGGAAAUAGGUUUGCUGUUAAUACUUUGGAUUGUUUCGGUAUAAUGAGGCCAUUUCCGGGAAUUGGUCUGUUUAUUUCCCCUUUCAUUUUGAGCUAAAAGAAACUUGACUUAGUUUUGAAAUGUGUAGAUCAUCACCGAUUUCAUCAGAAGACAAUAACUAUUUUAGGUUCUUUAGUGAGUCCGGCAAAUCGGUGUAUACCAUGAUUAAAUAAUAAAAUGAAGUACUCAUUAUUUUUACUUAUUAUUAUUUUUAUUUUUUAUUUUAUUUUAUUUUUUGCAUCAAGACAGAUUCGGGUUUCUGCAGCAAAACGUGACGGAACUUCCAAGAAUACUUACAUGAUUUGCGCUACAAACAGUCAGAGAAUAAGGGACAAAGAGCAACGAGAAUAUACCUGACAGAUCACUUUAACUGAAAAAUGACGGGAAAGAAAAGAUUCUUCUUCCUCACAAGUUACUAUAUAAGCGAAACUCACUCCAUGCAUUCAAAACAUAUACGGAGUAAAAUUCAUUGCAAGGCGAAAAGUACGAAAAGAUUGGUAAGUAGCACGUUACGCGGUUAGGCACUUUUUGGUUACAACUGAUAUUUGUCAUAGGUGCAGGUAUUUGAUUUAAAGCCGGCUUUGCUGCUGUCUGAGAGAAAACUGUGACGUUUCUAAGGGAAUUUUGCAAAGAUUCAUCACAUAUAAACCACAUCACCUCGAUAUAUCCUUCGCCAAAGUGAACCAUUCAUUCUAGAUCUUUCUGUACAAAAAAUUGUUUGUCAUAUAACCCAGCAACCGUUUCAACGAACUGGUAAUUCCACUGAUGAAGGGCCAGACCCGAAACGUUUGGAAAGGAUAACUUCAACCUAAGCACGGCACUUUUGUUCAUGAUUUAUUUAUUCUUUUUAAUGAACAUUUUUGUUACUUCUAUUUUCUAAAGAGCUACGCAGCUUAACGGAAUUCUUUCGUCAUUUGUUAACCCAGUAUAUAAACAAUGAAUGUGAAAUCCGUUGUUUCCUUCCAGGGAAGAAAUGGAAAUUCUCAACAUCAUUAUCGCAGCCAUAACAGCUGCAACGUUUAACUCAGUGGCUCAUAGUGCUCCAGUAUACAAUACCCCAAGCACAUUAGAACUCCUCGUCACUGCUGUGAUUCCUUCAAGGGUUACUAACGCCAGUCUAGAGGUAUUUUGUGUUAAAGAUUUUUUUUCGAUUACCAUAAGUAGCCAAUUUUGAUUGCCAAAAGUGUGGGAUUUGGCCAAUUACUUUUUAAUUAUUCACAACGCACUAAUGAAAAAAGUUAGUUAAUUAAGUAUCUUUAAUUAGUUGUAAUUUGUUCUUCUAUGAGACACUACUGUUUACAAUAGUUUACAAGUAUUCCCGUCGACAGGCAACAUUUCUGGGGUAAAUACAAAGGCAUUUUGCAAUAAAGCCAAAACAUUUGUCAGCCGUCCUGGGUCUGUAAUUUGGUUCUUAAUUGAGGUAUAUGAUGAAAUAAAAGUAUAUGUCAUGUGAGGCCCGAUGCCCUAAGGUUCCGUAAGGGUUUUUUCCCCUCAUAUAACAGUUCCGCCAGGCGGAAAACAAGGUUGUGAACGAAGCUGUCGGAUAAUAAAUAAAAUACAAAUCAUUGAAUAUCAAAUACCGCGGAGCAUCUUCGUUUCCGCAUUGUUUUUUGGGGGAGGGCAAACCUGGAUAGGGAAUACCGGGAGAAAAACCUCUUGGCAAGGGCGAGAAACAACUGCAUUCUUAACCCACCCGUGGGAAUCUAGUUUCCCUCGCAGCCAUUUUUUGAAUGUCACGCAACGCUCCCCCAAAAGAACUUUUGGGGGAGCGUUGCGUGACAUCCAAAAAAACGGCUGCGAGGGAGACUAAUGGGAAUCGGACCCUGCCACAAAGGUGGAAGACUUCUCUCAUCACUGCAAAACGCGUGCUUCCUAUUACUGCAGUGGAACUGUGGUCACCCCUCCCUCCAUUACUGGUAAAAAGAUAAUUAAGCUGGCAGCUCUGUUUACGGUUUACUUUUUUGCAGAUGAAAAACUUGUAUCAAUUUAUUACUUCCACGAGCUACCUUGAAGAUGCAGGACUCGUGGUUCCAAACAUCAACGCGAAUAGCUGUUUCCCAAAUCAGGUUUCUAACUACUUGAUUUUAUUUAUCUUACAUAGUGAAAAGCCGUACCGUAAAUUUGAGUACGGUAAUUAACAAUUAUUCCUCGAGCCCGAAUGGGCUGUGAGUCAAUAGCCCAUGAGGCCGAAGGACGAAUGGGCUAUUGACUCAGAGGCCGUGAGGGCUAGAGGAAUAAUUGUGUUAGUAAAAUCCAACUAGUUGAUCAAAUUUAUCGAGACAAAACAACUUUAGCUAGUUAAAGCUAGACUUAAAGCCUUUGUUUUGGAUUUCAAAGCGGGCGCUUUACACUACUAGUGGGCUAUAACAUAUAGCCUAGUAGUAGCUCAACCAAUCAGAACGCAGCAUUGAUAAUAGACCACUAGUUGGAUAUUACUUAAGUGGUUUAGCCAGUCAGAAAUUGCAAAUAAUGGUACUGUGUCGUUUGAGAAGUGCCAUUCCGUGAACGAUUUUUCUCAGUAAACAACCUGCCGAUUUUAGAGCCGUUUUUAACCCACUUGCUUUGUAUUUCAGUGGACGCCGGAAAAAAAUAGCUUUCUUACCAAGUUUGCCCUGGGCAGAUAUGAUGCAAACAAGUGCAAAUUGAUGAGUAAAUCGGGGGAAAAGAUAAUAAAUGCCACAUUUGUUUCCUAAUUUCCAAUCCAGUGUAAAUUAGUAAUGCAAAUUUGAUAUUUAUCACGUUUGCCUAUGAUUUACUCCUCAUCAAUUUUCUUUUUUUUUAGCGUUACAUCGCCCUUGAGCAAAUUUGAUGUAAAUCCAUUUUUUUCCAGUGAAUUUGUAUGCAUAGGAAUAAAUGUCAAGCUUUCCCUUAAAUACACUUUGUCAUAGUUCCAUUUCCAAGAUUAAUAGCUGAAUAAACAGUUUAAUAACAGCACUAUAAGGUCUGCAAGGUUUUUUCCAUCUUAGUAGUUUUCCCUUAAUUUUUUUCAGGCAUGGAAUGACAAACUUCCUAUCGCGUACAAACAACUGACUGUCUUUAGAAGUCCCCUCUACUUGGCCUUCUCUUAUGAAGAAAAUCAAAGACCGCUCCACAGUAUACUGGCUGAUGCCCUCUGGGACACCAGCGUUUUCGUGAAUGCUACAACAGCUAUGCUUAUCAGAGAGGUAAGAAGCUACAAUAUUCGUCAUAUUUGAUAAAAUACUUGUCAUGGUACGUCCCUCUCAUUGUUGACUGAUGAUUAUUACCAUUUAAAAAAUACGCGAGUCAACACUUUGGAAGGAGGGAAGGCGCAAAUACAGAUGAAAGUUAGAUAAGUCAACUAAGAGAAGAUGUGACAUGUAAAAUCCUCAACUGUCGUUUACUGAUUUUAAGACGUUUGACGCAAAAUUUAUUUGAAUGUUAAGUAAAACAUUGCGCUUUCGUGCGCUUAUAAUAAAGAUAAAUUUAUAUAAAGUCAAUAGCUGACGAGGAUACACAAUCCGGAAAAGAAACAGAUUGAUGAUAAUACAAGAAGUGAACAAUAAUUUCGUGUACCUGGCCUCCUAUUUCUCUUUUAUGUGGAAACACAUUGUUCAUCAACCAGGUCUAUGGACUUGUAGUGUCUAGGUAUGACCACACAUUGUCGUUUUAGGAUUAAAAAUUCACUUACUAGGGAGACUCACUACUAUCUUACAGACUGAACAAGGCAACGGUGAUUGAAAGUAGGUGGCUAAUAGAGAUAUAGUUUGGCCCCUUCACCGAGGAGCCCUCAUGAGGAUGGCCGGUACUAAAACGAAUAAUUAUGAUAACUUUUAUAAACCAUCCGUCUUAAGAUAACAUCACUUUUGUUCGCCAAAAUGGUACUAAAACAUUUAACUUACAUAACUUAUAUAAUGGUUUGGUUUCUUUUUACAUCGCAGAUGAGAGAAAGAGCCAUUUCUGUGCCACCUGUUACAUCUGAAAUCUCGGAGUCAAACCUGAAUCGCUAUGUUCGCGAUUUCCUUCAAGGUCUUGUUGACGAUAGUAUUGUGGUAUGUAUAAAACUAGAAUACUAGAUAGCGCUAGCUGGGUCUUUAAUAUCAACAGGAGAUUAAAAAAACGAUCGCUAGUAAAGUGCGCUGAAGGUCGCAUGACUUAGAAAUCAGACCUUAGAAAAUUCAUCUGUCUGUGUUUGGUAGUUUAUAUAUCAUAAGUUAAAAAUACAGUGACAGAGUUAUUGGAAACUUAAUAAAUCCCUUGUAUGAAUAUAGGCUGCAAUUGGUGACGACAUUUUUUGAGACACUUUGCCUUCAAAGACAUUUCUCACGGCUUACCGACACUAUCUACCUCAAUGCAAGGAGGAAAAAGUAAGCUUUCAAUCGCCCAACCCCUGCAAACAAUGUUGUGCUGAGCUACCUGUAGGCAAGAACAAACAACUAAACUUUAGAUUAGGAACUUGGGAAAGAGGUGCAGAUUGGUUUGUCCUCCGAAAUAGAACCCCAUUUAACGACAGUAUCCAAUCAAUUUUGUAGAUGUGGACCGUAUAAUCGUGGAAUACUAAUAAAUUCAAAUCCUGUUUUUCUUACAGAAUCUCAGUAUCAAUGACGAUCUAGUCAAGAUUUACCGGAAUUACGUCAUUCUCUACUCUCUCAGUAGUGUCAUCGAAGAGGCUUCAAUCUGUGUCAGCGGAAUCUAA
Porites evermanni is the source of this 4899-nucleotide messenger RNA. The record is from the annotation of a GenBank genome assembly. NCBI's taxonomy places the organism in Eukaryota, Metazoa, Cnidaria, Anthozoa, Scleractinia, Poritidae.